Messenger RNA from Protobothrops mucrosquamatus (brown spotted pit viper), 876 nucleotides. RefSeq names its product receptor accessory protein 4 (gene REEP4). The record is from RefSeq and is a predicted model, not a curated record. Gene Ontology annotation, molecular function: microtubule binding. Gene Ontology annotation, biological process: endoplasmic reticulum tubular network organization. Gene Ontology annotation, cellular component: endoplasmic reticulum tubular network; endoplasmic reticulum membrane; cytoplasmic microtubule. Lineage: Eukaryota; Metazoa; Chordata; Lepidosauria; Squamata; Viperidae. The coding region runs from base 1 to 876 and encodes 291 amino acids. The transcript is spliced from 7 exons.
AUGGUGCUGGGCGCCCUGAAGGCCGCGACGCUGCGCUGCGGGCGGCGGGCCUGGCUGGCUCUGCUGGCGGGCGCCUACCGAACCUGGCCGGCCUGCCUGACGCCGCCCUUCCGUUACAGGCUCCUGCUGGGGACGCUGUACCCGGCCUACGCCUCGUACAAGGCCGUGAGGAACAAGGACGUCCGGGAGUACGUGCGGUGGAUGAUGUACUGGAUCGUCUUCGCGCUCUUCAUGGCCACGGAGACCGUCACGGACACCUUCUUUUCCUGGUUUCCCUUCUACUAUGAGAUCAAAAUGGCCUUUGUGGUAUGGCUCCUGUCUCCUUACACAAAGGGGGCCAGCUUAUUGUACCGCAAGUUUGUGCAUCCUACACUGUCCAGCAAAGAAAAGGAGAUUGACCACUUCAUCUGCCAAGCCAAAGAGCGUGGCUAUGAGAGUCUUGUGAGCUUUGGGAAGAAGAGCAUCAAUGUGGCAGCCACAGCAGCUAUCCAGGUGGCUGCAAAAGGCCAGGGUGCCCUUGCAGGUCGUUUACGCAGCUUCAGUAUGCAGGAUUUGCGUUCCAUCCCAGAGACAGCCAUGGUGCAUUAUUCAGAUCCCCUCUAUCUGGAGGAACAGGAGCUAUGCCGGCAACCGAUUGGGCGCAGGCCGGCAGCGCAGCAGCCGGGCUCCGACAGCGAGGAGCAGGAGGAGGACCGCUGGACAGACUCUGAAGUGUCUGCCCCCUCCAGGGGCCGCUGCAGGGACCCCGCCCUCCCGAAGCCCUUGGCCAGGAGCCAGAGCUUCCGGCAGGUGAAGAAGCGGCCGCCGGCUAAAGAGACGUCUUCUCGGGGGCUCCGAACUCGUUCCCGGAAGCAGAGGCCGGACCAAGAGCCCUAG